AUGGCAGUCGGCGCCUGCGAGCGCACACUCACAGAGAUGCUCGGUGUCCUUGGCUCGCGGUCCCGGGACGACCUCGCCGGGUCAGUCCAUGCGCUGGCGGAGCAGGCCCUCACCGACCAGUCAGAGACUGGCGGGCCGCGCGUCAACUUCGCGUGCGCCGUGUGGCACGACAAGAUGAGGCCUCUCAAGCCCGACUACAACGACGCCGCCGUCAAGUCCUACAAGGCGUGGACGGGCGCCGUGGACUUCCACGAGAAGCCCGAGGAAGCAGCAGAGCAGAUCAACGCAUUGGUGGUGAUGUUGACGAACGACCUCAUCCCCUCAGUCAUUGAUCCAGGCGAGCUAUCCCGCCUGACUGACCUGGUGGUCGCCAACGCCAUCUACUUCAAGGGAAAGUGGGGAAAGCCUUUCAACAAGAGACUCACCAAGGAGGAGAAGUUCCACUGCCUCGACGGCAGCACCAUGGAUGUGCCCUUCAUGCAAGACGGAAACAGGCAGCUCAUUGCCUGCCACCACGGGUUCAAGGUGCUCCAGCUUUAUUACCAGAGAGGCCGGCUAUUUCCCACUCAGCCGCGGGCGCGCUACUCGAUGUGCGUCUUCCUCCCCAACGCCUAUGAUGGACUGUGGCGACUGGUCAACAAGAUCGCGCGCAACCCCGACUUUCUAGACGAGCACCUGCCGACGAGCACUGUCUUGGUCGGUGACUUUCAUGUGCCCAAGUUCAAGCUCAAAUUCUCCACUAAAUUGUCCAGCGAUCUCCAGGAAUUGGGACUCAAGGACGCUUUCGAUCCGGGGAAGGCCGACCUGUCUGACAUGGCGGAGGGCCCCGGAAGGCCUCUAUCGCUGCAGGACGUAUUGCAUAAGGCAGUCAUCGAGGUGAAUGAGGAAGGCACCGAGGCGGCUGAUGUUACCUAUGGAAAGGGGAUGGUGGGAUGUGCACAGGGCUACCGACGGCCACCGAGGGUGGACUUUGUCGCUGAUCACCCGUUUGUCUUCUUUGUGAGGGAGGAGGUGUCGGGUGCAAUCUUGUUCGCGGGCCACGUCCUUGACCCAUCAAUGGAGUGA
Triticum urartu is the source of this 1065-nucleotide messenger RNA. The record is from RefSeq and is a predicted model, not a curated record. NCBI's taxonomy places the organism in Eukaryota, Viridiplantae, Streptophyta, Magnoliopsida, Poales, Poaceae.